UUUUGGGAUCGCAGGCGGUUGGAUUACUGAGACUGUACACACGGAUUUGUGGAAAUGUUGGGUCUUCAAGAAGAUAAAUUAUGUGGAAUUGUGUCUGCUUUGGUGGCUUUGUCCUUCGUCUGCUUCGCUCAGAGCACCUCCGGAAACACCGGAAUAUCUGUGGCCAAAAAGACCGUGGACAAACUGCUACAGGGGUAUGACAUCCGCCUGAGGCCGGAUUUCGGAGGUCCACCAGUCAUAGUGUGGAUGAGCAUCAACAUCGCCAGCAUCGACUCCAUCUCUGAAGUCAACAUGGACUACACCAUCACCAUGUACUUUCAACAAAGCUGGAGGGACAAGCGUCUGGCCUACGCUGAGCUGCCCCUCAACCUGACGCUGGACAACCGCGUGGCCGACCAGCUCUGGCUCCCCGACACCUACUUCCUCAACGACAAGAAGUCCUUCCUGCACGGAGUGACCGUGAAGAACCGCAUGAUCCGGCUACAUCCGGACGGCACGGUCCUGUACGGGCUGAGAAUAACCACCACGGCUGCCUGCAUGAUGGACCUGAGGCGAUACCCCCUCGAUGAGCAAAACUGCACCCUGGAGAUCGAGAGCUAUGGAUACACGACGGACGACAUCAUCUUCUUCUGGCAGGGGGGUGACAAGGCUGUGACGGGCGUGGACAAACUGGAGCUGCCCCAGUUCUCCAUCGUGGAGCUGCGCCUGGUCUCCCGUGAGGUCCAGUUCACCACAGGUGCCUAUCCCAGGCUCUCGCUGAGUUUCCGGAUCAAGAGGAACAUCGGAUACUUCAUCCUGCAGACAUACAUGCCCUCCAUCCUGAUCACCAUCCUCUCCUGGGUCUCCUUCUGGAUCAACUACGAUGCGUCCGCUGCUCGAGUGGCUCUGGGUGUUACGACGGUGCUCACCAUGACGACCAUCAACACCCACCUGCGGGAGACCCUCCCAAAGAUCCCCUACGUGAAAGCCAUCGACGUCUACCUCAUGGGCUGCUUCGUCUUCGUGUUCCUGGCCCUGCUGGAGUACGCCUUCGUCAACUACGUGUUCUUCGGCCGGGGGCCGCAGCAGCAGAAGAAGGUCAGCGAGCGGCUGAACAAGGCCAACAACGAGAGGCCCCGAUACGAGGAGAAGCGCCUCCGGGAGCAGGACUCCAUUUCAACGCCGUAUCAAACCAACACCCUCAGGUCAUACACACAACGGAGAAAUCUGUAUCUCGAGGAACAAAGAAAAGUUGGGGUGGACGCGUACGGGAACAUCCUCCUCACCACGCUGGAGAUGAACAACGAGGUGCUGGCCUCGGACGUGGGCAGCAGCGUGAGCGACUCCCGGAACUCGGUGCGGUCCUUCGACAGCUCCGGCGUGCAGUUCCGCAAGCCCGCCACGGCGCGGGACGGGUUCGCCCAGCACCACGCGCUGGACCGGGGCGCCGUGCGCGGCCGCGCCAACUGCCGGCUACGGCGGCGAUCGUCCAAGCUGAAGCUGAAGAUCCCCAACCUGGCCGACGUCAGCACCAUCGACAAGUGGUCCAGGGUCAUUUUCCCCAUCACGUUCGGAUUCUUCAACCUCAUCUACUGGUUGUACUACGUGAAUUGAUGUGCGUCUCCAGAGGAAACAUGGGCCAUAUUUUGAGAGCACAUUAAAUUGGCUUUGAUACAAUUGGGAAAUAUGUAUAUACAUAUAGAAAGAAAUACAUAUGUAUAUGCAUAUUUAUAUAAAUAUAUAUAUAUUAUAUUUAUAUAUACAGUACACAUGCUGUGUGUAAAUCUAAAAGACUUUUCUGAUGUAAAAAGUGUUAAAAGAAUGACUUGAAUGUUUUAAGAAUAAUUGCGAGAGAAACAUUUCAAGCCUAUGAAUUCAUUUUUCUUCUGACAAGCAAACAAACAAACGUUAGAUCCUUCAGCGGGUUUGGACACAAGACUGCAUGAUAUUUUUUUUUUGUAAAAGAAAGGAGAUCUUGAGAAAAAGAUGUUUCAAAAGCGACUGACUGGCUUUUUAUCGAUACUGUAACUGUAAUCAGCAUACCCACUGUGGUCCACCAAUCGGAGAAGGCCGUUUGUUUUGGGCUCCUGGGUUCACCAAUCACCUGCUUCUUCUGUUUCCAUGGAAACGAGUACGGAAUUCUCCGAUCCUCCUUUGUACAGCAGAGUCUGUUGGGAUGUGUGUUCUUGGUUUUUGGAGUGACAUGGUUUCUUUAUUGGACAUCAGCUCUGGGCGUGGACUACAUUCGAUGGCCAUCUCACAGGACUACAACUCCCAUGCCCCCUCCCACAGUUGGCUCAAAGUCUUGAUUUUCCUAUCAUGUUUUUGGGGCGAUUUCUUCUUGGGGUAUUUUUUAUUAUGAUUAUGAUUAUUAUUAUUUUGUCUUGAACAUAAUGUGUUUUCAAAGAGUGUCACUUUCACAUGCUCUGGCGUUAUUAGACGAUAAGGCACAGUUAUUAAUUUUGAUUAUUUAAAAGAACAAAAAAAAAACGUAGACUGUACAUUCUCUCUCAGACAUGGUCAAACCCGUAACUGUUCUUUUUUUAACUGGUCGUAGCGUUCCACUGUAGAUACUCACAAACGUCAUACACCGCUUUGUGUUCUAUGAGGAUAGAGAGACAUCCACAGUGAGCUAUUCGUUCUUCAGAACCUUGGAUUUGAAGUCAUUUCAUCAACCAUAUGAAGAUGUAAAAAAAAAAAAAAAGGAAAAAGAAAAAAAAGAGUUGUGUAUUAAAAAUGGGGAUUUUG
Conger conger (European conger) is the source of this 2727-nucleotide messenger RNA. RefSeq names its product gamma-aminobutyric acid type A receptor subunit beta4 (gene gabrb4). Gene Ontology annotation, cellular component: synapse; membrane; neuron projection. Gene Ontology annotation, biological process: signal transduction; chemical synaptic transmission; nervous system process. The coding region runs from base 55 to 1593 and encodes 512 amino acids. The record is from RefSeq and is a predicted model, not a curated record. Lineage: Eukaryota; Metazoa; Chordata; Actinopteri; Anguilliformes; Congridae. Gene Ontology annotation, molecular function: extracellular ligand-gated monoatomic ion channel activity; neurotransmitter receptor activity; GABA-A receptor activity. The transcript is spliced from 10 exons.